AUUCCUAGUGCGACGGAGCUUGACAGGGGGGGGGUGAAGUUCGAGGGGAAGAAACCGGAAGACUGUUUCUUGAACAUAAAAUUCCAGAAAAGGAAUAUGAAGCUCACGCCACUGCUAUGCCUCCGGAAGUUGUAUUUAAUGUUUCGGAGUGGGCGGAUGGAGAUACCACCACUGCAAAUCUAUGACUAUACUGGUCCUCUCUUCCAAAACCUCAUAGCUUUCGAACAGUGCUAUUCCGACACUGAGAUGUACAUUACGAUAUACGCACUCUUUAUGGAUUGCAUCAUCGACCAGGCUGAGGACGUGCGGUUGCUCCACUUGGAAGGCAUACUAGAACAUAAGCUAAGCAAUGAUCAGGAAGUGGCGGACCUCUUCAAUAAGUUGGGCAAUCAGAUACACUAUGAUCCGGAAAAGAACUACCUUGCAAAUCAGAUUGAGGAAGUAAACAGGUUUUAUGACUUCAAAUGGCACAAAUGGCUUGCUGCUUUGAGGCGAGACUAUCUUGGCAACCCAUGGGCUACAAUUUCAGUGUUGGCAGCGGUCUUUCUUCUUUUGCUGACCAUCGAGCAGGCAGUAUUUUCUGCAUUGUCCUAUGUUCACUCUUCAUAGGUGUCAUUAACCUGCUUGCCUGUGCAAACAUGGAUUAGGCGACAGAUAUAAUGGAAGGGUGAGUGGAUAAGAAAGGAUUCCCUCCAAACAUGGAUUCUGGAGAAUUUUUCGUUUAUCUGGGGAGAAUAGAAACUAGACGGUUAACCAUAUUUAUUUAAUUGGCGCUCCCUGGUAAGUCUAAAACCGAAAACGGACCGGAAAUAAAUCUCAUGCUCUGUCGUCUAUGGCUCCACGCACGGAUCUAAUAGGCACUUGGAAUCUAAUGGCAGCAUGAUUAGAUUAUCUUAAUUUUGCAAAAAUAGCACUAAUAAAAGAGCCAGGAUCCUUUGCAUGGCAAAGGUGCGGCUGUUGCACCGUAGAGUGCUACCUCUGUUAUUUUUCUCGGCUCAUGGCUUUGAUGUCUUUAACCAAGUUCUCGAAGUCCCUGUAAGAUGACCCGCCUUCCCCUACGCUCCUCCUUGCGAGUUCAGCCAUCUCACCAGCCGAUCUCCUCAACUCCUCUGCUCUUUUCCCUUCCAUCACCUCCCUCACCAUCCUCUCCACCACGCUCCUGCCGCGCUUGUCCUUCAUGUCCACUCCGAACCUCCAAACGUCACCGACAAACCUACUGUUCACUGGCUGGUCCGCGAAGAAAGGC
Phoenix dactylifera (date palm) is the source of this 1246-nucleotide messenger RNA. NCBI's taxonomy places the organism in Eukaryota, Viridiplantae, Streptophyta, Magnoliopsida, Arecales, Arecaceae. The record is from RefSeq and is a predicted model, not a curated record.